This is a messenger RNA of Cynara cardunculus var. scolymus (artichoke), 909 nucleotides long. RefSeq names its product probable methyltransferase At1g27930. The record is from RefSeq and is a predicted model, not a curated record. NCBI's taxonomy places the organism in Eukaryota, Viridiplantae, Streptophyta, Magnoliopsida, Asterales, Asteraceae. The transcript has a single exon. Gene Ontology annotation, biological process: xylan biosynthetic process. The coding region runs from base 1 to 786 and encodes 261 amino acids.
AUGGGACUGACCAAGCGGAAAUUGAUCCUUGUUCUUGUUUUCGUCCUAGUUGGCGUCUCCCUCCUCAGAGUACUCAGAAUCACGAUCAGCACUUCGUAUAUCCCGAUUAUGGUUUCAUCUCCACAACUUGAUCCAAAGAUCAGUAAGCCGACCCCCUCUACUUACCAUAACAAGAUACUUUCUGAUAAAGAACUUCGGUUUCUUUCAGACAUUAUUCUUCAAAAAGCUCCCUGUAAUCUUCUUGUGUUUGGGCUUGAAGAUGAAUAUCUCAAGUUACCCACCAUCAAUAAAGGCGGUGCCACCUUUUUCCUAGAGGACAAACCGGAAAAGCUAAUCAAAAUGAAGGGGAAUUCCAAUGGCACACAAGUUUUCAGGAUCAGGUACAAAACAUCUGCCAAGGAAGCAUACAAGUUGCUAAAGCAUGCAAGAACACACUCGAGUUGUUCUUUGCGGUCUGGGAUAGGAACGCGAACCUCCAAAUGCAAGAUUGCGUUAACCGGGCUCCCGAAAGAGGUGCUGAAGAGUAAGUGGGAUAUCAUUGUGGUCGAUGGACCUGGUGGGGACGGACCCGAGUCACCAGGAAGAAUGGGCGCCAUAUAUAUGGCGGGUGUUCUUGCAAGAGCUGGAAAUGGGACAAAUGUGGUCGUACAUGAUGUUGAUCGAACGAUCGAAAAGUGGUUUUCUUGGGAGUUCCUGAGUGAAAAGAAUUUGGUUUCUUCCAAAGGGAAGUUUUGGAAUUUCAGGAUAGAUCAGAAAGAGAACUUGGUUUCUUCAAAAACAUCUUGACCUGCACAACCACAAGUGUGAAAGUUAAUAGCCUUUAUUUGAUCCCUUUUGGUCAUUUUUGUUGAUAGCCUGGUUGGAUUACUUGUUGGUUAGGCAGGAAAAGACAUAAGAAACAUAAAUUUA